AUGAGCUUCUUCUCAAGAAUGGACAGUCUCUGUCUUGGCACAAGCACCACCGCCAAUAGUUCCUCCGCGCUUCAAUUCUUCUCGCAGCCCUCCAUUAAUGGCAUUGGUAGGAGCUCUAAAAUUCUGAGGUUUCCUAUCAGAAAACCUCGAAAUACUCUGGUUCUUGCAUCAAAAGAUAAACCCGAGCUGGACGAGUGGGAUCGAAUGGAGCUUAAAUUCGGUAGAAUGACUGGGGAGGACCCCGAACUCACCAUGGCAAAGAUAAUGGGGAGGAAGUUGAAUCCGGAUUUGUCUUAUUUGGAAAUUGAGAAGCUAUUUUAUAAACGGAAGGGACGGAAGGGCAAGUCAUCGAGUGAUGAAAUAGUUGAUAUCCCGUUUGAUCUGUCUGAUGAAAAGAAGUCUAAAAUAUCGACACAAGGACUAAAUUUGGUCCGUCCUGUUCCAAGGAAAGGUGUUAAGUUCGAGGCGACUAACAAAAUUUUGGAAGCUGAUAUUGAGAAAUCUGGCCGACCUGUAAAUUUGUCUAAUGAAAAGAAGUCGGCAUUAUCAACACAAGGGCUGAGUUUGCUUCGUCCUGUUCCAAAGAAAGGUAUCAAGUUUGAGGCAACUGAUAAAAUGUCAAAAGCCUAUGAUGAAAACUCUACCCGGCCAGAGAAAAAAUCUGCGGACGAGGCCAAAAGCAGCGUGCCCAAUGUUAUUUUGCGAAAGCCAAGUUUGGUUAAUGAGGACGUUGAUGGUGCCAAUGGGAAAAAAACUUAUAGGUUUGGCAUGAAACCAAACUUGUCUCUGAGAAUGGGGGAGGAGAUGCAAAAGGAGAGGUUUAGUGAUAUCACACUGUUGAAAAAGCCCGAGCCAAUGACCAUAAGUAAUGAAGCGAACGGUCAAUCUGAUUCUAGUUUUGAAAUUGAAGAUGAGAAUAAGGUCAUUACUUUCAAUAAGGAGAGAGAACAAAAUUCAUCGGAGGAUCUCACUGAGUCUAACUUCAAUGCUAUUGUCACUGAGGACGAAUUCAUUACUUCCGAGAUAGUGACUGCAUAUGGAGGCAAUGCCAAUCAGUUCCAGGAAACUGUUAAAAAAGAUUCUGAAGUGGAUGAGCCGUCUGCAGGAGAAUUACAGGCAGAUGUGUCGUCUGGAGGAGAAACAUUUGCUACUGAUGGAUCUUCUGGAAGUAUCAAUUCAAUGCCUAUGGAUUCUGUGCUUAGUAAAAAACCAAAACGAUUAGAUCGCCCGAGUAAAGCAACAUCUCAGAAGGUUCCCAAAAAUCCUGAAAGCUUUGGAAAUCCCUCAGGACUUGAGAACUUCGUAAAAAAUUCACCCGUUAAGGAACAUGAGGAGGGAGACUGGACCAGGGCCGAAAAGAUGGUCCAGACAGGGGAAAGAGAAGAAGUUGAACUGAUUAGCUCCAGUACUGGAGGAUUUGUUGUAUCCUUUGGUUCCUUGACUGGAUUUCUACCUCACCGCAACCUUGGUGCGCGGUGGAAGUUUGUAGCUUUUGAGUCAUGGUUGAGAAGAAAUGGUUUAGACCCAUCUAAUUACAGACAAAACCUUGGCAUAAUUGGAAACAAUGAAGCUAUCAGCAUGGGCGAUACCUCUGAGCCGACAUUAGAUCCAGAAAGUGGCCCUAAACCUGACACCGCAAUAACACCGGAUAUGAAACUUGAGGAUCUACUCAUGAUUUAUGAUCAAGAGAAACUCAAAUUCUUAUCAUCCUUUAUUGGUCAGAAAAUCAAAGUGGGUGUAGUAUUGGCUGACAGAAAUUCCCAGAGGCUAAUAAUGUCCUUCAAACCAAGAGAGAAAGAAGAAUCGGCCAAAAUGAAGAGGAGUCUCAUGGCACGACUAAAUGUUGGAGAUGUAGUCAAGUGUUGCAUUACAAAGGUCACAUAUUUUGGUAUCUUUGUCGAGGUUGAAGGGGGGGUACCAGCACUAAUUCAUCAGUCAGAAGUUUCGUGGGAUGCCACCUUGGAUCUUUCGUCAUACUUUCAAGUUGGCCAGACGGUUGAUGCAAAAGUUCACCAAUUGGAUUUUUCACUUGAACGUAUAUAUUUGUCUUUGAAGGGAAUCACGCCAGACCCACUGAUGGAGGCGCUGGAGGCUGUUGUUAGCGAUCACAAUUCUUCGGAUGGUAGACUUGAAGCGGCUGAGGCAGAUACUAAGUGGCCUGAUGUGGAGUCACUCAUCAAAGAAUUACAGCAAUUUGAUGGAAUUCAAUCCGUGUCGAAAGGACGUUACUUUUUAAGCCCUGGUUUGGCUCCUACAUUUCAGGUCUAUAUGGCCUCAUUGUUCGAAAACCAGUACAAGUUGCUUGCUCGAGCAGGAAAUAGAGUACAGGAGGUAAUUGUGCGGACCUCCCUGAGCAAAGACGAGCUCAGAUAUGCUAUUAUGACGUGCACGAAUAGAGUAGAGUGA
Messenger RNA from Striga hermonthica, 2406 nucleotides. NCBI's taxonomy places the organism in Eukaryota, Viridiplantae, Streptophyta, Magnoliopsida, Lamiales, Orobanchaceae. The record is from the annotation of a GenBank genome assembly.